Messenger RNA from Vanrija pseudolonga, 2184 nucleotides. RefSeq names its product Long-chain-alcohol oxidase FAO2. The record is from RefSeq and is a predicted model, not a curated record. Gene Ontology annotation, molecular function: long-chain-alcohol oxidase activity; flavin adenine dinucleotide binding. Bases 1 to 2184 code for a protein of 727 amino acids. Lineage: Eukaryota; Fungi; Basidiomycota; Tremellomycetes; Trichosporonales; Trichosporonaceae. The transcript has 3 exons.
AUGGACGCUAAACUCGCCGCAGCACUCGGCACCGCUGCCGCUGCCGCCGUCGGAGGCACGGCCUUCGCGCUCACCCGCCCCAAGCCCGACACGUCCCUUACGCAGGAGGACAUCGCGACCCUGCUCACCGUGUUCGACACUGUCCUCGCGCCCGUCGACCCCAAGACCCUCACCGCGCCAGCCGCGACGUCCACCGAGGCCGUGGAGGCCUUUGCGGUCGAGAAGCCGUCCGACCUCCCCGUCGCCGAGCUGACUGGCGCGCUCGCUGCGCUGCCGGCCCACCAAGUCGUCGAUCUCAAGAAGGGCCUCGCGAGCCUCCGUGCUGGCGGCCCCACCGCGCUGCUCAUGAACGGCACCACGACGCCGUUCGUCUCCCUCCCGCUCGAGCAGCGCCAGGCCGUCUUCAACUCGUGGGAGCGAGCCCGCAGCCCCGCCCUGCGCCGCCUGCACACCUCCCUCGCGCGCCUCGCGAUCGCGCAGUACCUCGGCCACUCGCGCACCGCCGCCCACGCAAUGGGGUACAAGCCCACGCCGACCCCGCCGGGCCAGGUCUACCCGUACACCUUUGCCUCGGGCGAGCAGCUGCGCGAAGCCACGCCUGACGUCAUCGUCGUCGGCUCGGGCGCGGGCGGCGGCGUCGUCGCCAAGGAGCUGGCUGAGGCCGGCUUGUCGGUGCUCGUCAUUGAGCACGGCGAGCACUUUGCGCCCAACGGCCAUGUGCUCACCGACGCGCAGGCGCGCGCACUCAUGUUCGAGGGCGCGGGCAUCGUCACCUCGGCUGGUGGCGAGCUCGUCAUCCUCGCGGGUAAGGUGUUUGGCGGCGGCACCACCGUCAACCUGUCGGCGUCGAUCGAGCCUCCCCGCAUCGUCCGCGAGGACUGGGCGCGCACCUCGCACGUCGACCACUUCACGUCGGACGCAUUCCAGGCCGACCUCGACGCCGUGUCGACCUACAUGGGCGUCUCGCUUCCCGCAGCGCACAACUACGCCAACACGCUCGUGCUCACGGGCGCCAAGAAGCUGGGCUACACUGCCGCCCACGUGCCGCAGAACAACGGCUUCGGGGAGCAUGCGUGCGGACACGACUGCGCCAACGGGUGCCGCUCGGGCGGCAAGAAGGGCGGCGUGUGGAGCUGGCUCGCGGGCGCGGCUGGUGCCGGGGCGACCUUUGCCACUGGCUACAAGGUCACCAAGGUGCUCAUGGAGAACGGGCGCGCUACCGGCGUGGCGGUCACUGCUCCCCUCAAUGGCGAGAUGACGAUCAAGGCGCCCCGCAUCGUCCUCGCCGCGGGCGCGAUCCACACCCCCGCCCUCCUUCUCCGCUCAGGAAUCCGCAACUCGCACAUUGGCUCCAUGUACGCCCACCCCACAAACUAUGUCGUCGGUGUCUUCCCCGAGGCGACGUACCCUACCGACGGCACCGUCCUGACGUGCGUGAUCAACGAGUUCGCCGUGCUCAACGGCACGGGACACGGCGUGCGCAUCGAGGUCGGGCUCAUGCAGCCGAGCUUUGUGCUCCCCCUCCUGCCAGCAAAGGACAUCAAGGCACGCGCGCUGCAGCACGCGCAUACGGUGGGCCUGUUCGUCAUCGUGCGCGACUCUGUCCCGGGCAAGGUGGUCCUCGGCACCGACGGCCCAGUCGUCAAGUGGUCCCCCAACGCGCACGACAAGGCAUACUACCUCAAGGGGGCGCUCGCCGCUGGCGAGAUCCUCAAGACGAUGGGCGCGACCGAGGUGCACGUCUGUGGUGCGGGGUUCUGGCGCGCCGGCGACGACUGGGACGCGUGGAAGCACACCCUCAAGGCGCCGGAGACGUACGGCUCCGCGCACCAGAUGGGCAGCGUGCGUAUCGGUGCCACGCCCAAGCUUGGUGCCGCGGCGCCCACAGGCGCAGUGUACAGUGCGGAUGGGCUGUGGGUCGCCGACGCGAGCCUGUUCCCCUCGGCGGCGGGUGUCAACCCCAUGCUGGGCAUUAUGGCGCUCGCGCGUAAUGUCGCGCGCGACGUCGCCCGUGAUGCCGCGGAGGUCAAGGCGAAGGAGGUGGAGCAGAGUAACAACAACAACAACAACGACAAGGUGGAGAAGGAGGAGCAGGAGCCCGCGGCCAAGGGCGCCGAGGAGCGCGACGGUGAGGGUACGAGCCAGGCGACGAGCUAUGUCGAUGUGCGCGGCGAGACGCAGUGA